AAAGAAAACCAACAAAGUCUCCAAAAGUUGUCACUCUACACUUUGCCUUAUCUCUACGUUCUUUGCUCUCCCUCUUGCUCUCUCGCUCUCUCUCUGAGCCCGUCUUCUCUGGCUGGAUGCGAAGGUGGUUGCGAAGAUGUUCUCCGUGCUGCCCAAAGUGGAGAAGCUGUCGGCGCGGGUAAUCCGCGUCCUGGGCUGUAACCCCGGGCCUAUGACGCUCCAGGGGACCAACACCUACUUGGUGGGAACCGGGCCCAGAAGGAUCCUAAUAGAUACCGGAGAGCCACGCAUCCCUGAAUAUAUAAGCUGUUUGAAACAAACACUUCAUGAAUUCAACAUUUCCAUCCAGGAAAUUUUAGUAACUCAUUGGCACCAUGAUCAUACUGGAGGCAUAUCAGAUAUUUGUGAAAAGAUUCCAGCUGGUUAUGAAUAUUGUAUAAGUAAGCUUCCACGUAACCCACAUCAAGAAGAAGUAAUAGAAGGAAAGCAGAAGUAUGCGUACUUAAGAGAUGGAGAUGUUUUAAAUACAGAGGGAGCGACUCUCAGGGUGUUAUAUACCCCAGGGCAUACAGAUGACCACAUGGCUUUACAUUUGCUAGAAGAAAAUGCAAUAUUUUCUGGUGACUGUAUUUUAGGAGAAGGAACAGCUGUGUUUGAAGACCUUUAUGACUACAUGAAGUCAUUGGAUAAGCUCCUGGGAAUCAAAGCUGAUUUAAUAUAUCCAGGACAUGGGCCAGUAGUAAAAGAAGCAAGAGCUAAAAUUCAAGAAUAUAUUUUACAUAGAAAUGAACGUGAGAAACAAAUCCUACACAUCCUGGAUGAGAAUGCUGGGAAGUAUUUCACAGCAAAGGAACUUGUGAAAGUUGUUUACAAGGACACACCUGUCCAUUUGCAUCCAGCUGCAGAAAUUAAUCUCCAACAUCACUUGAAGAAGCUAGAAAAAGAAGGGAAAGCUUUAUAUGAAAAUUCUCCUAACUUCAAGUGGAAAAGUGUUUUAUAAAUAUGGCAUAUACACAAGUUUGACAGACGUGCUCUUCUAUAUUCUGAAUUUAAAAGCACUAACAUUUUUAAUGCCAAAAUUGCAUAUAAAUCGCAUACAUAAAUGGACCUGGAUUUUAUUAUUAAUCUGAUUAAAUAAUAACUUGUCAGAGAGCGAUUGGAAGAAUCAUUCAGGGAGGAACAAGUGAAUUAUUUAUUUCAAAGCAAAAUAUUUAAAACUUCCUUUGAACAUUUGAAUAGUUUUGUAAAGAAAUUUGGAAUGUUAUUAUUGAUUAAAUUUGUAUGCUUUCUGAUUCAGCAA
Messenger RNA from Crotalus tigris (Tiger rattlesnake), 1300 nucleotides. It is a transcript of the gene LACTB2, whose product is annotated as lactamase beta 2. The record is from RefSeq and is a predicted model, not a curated record. NCBI's taxonomy places the organism in Eukaryota, Metazoa, Chordata, Lepidosauria, Squamata, Viperidae. The transcript is spliced from 7 exons. Bases 137 to 1000 code for a protein of 287 amino acids. Gene Ontology annotation, molecular function: RNA endonuclease activity; single-stranded RNA binding. Gene Ontology annotation, cellular component: mitochondrial matrix.